CAGUCCCCGCCGCUCUCUCCCUGCUCCCCGCCUUCCCACCCGUGCACGCCCGGGAAUGUCGCCUCCGCCGCUUCCUCAUAGGCCCGCGUGUUCCCCGCCUUCCUGGCCGCCCCGGGACGCCCCGCCCUCGCGCGCAUUUUGAAGACUUGAUUCCGGUCUCGGUGAGUCCGUCACAGGUUCCGCCAGCCGCUGACGAUCGAGGGGUUUCCGCCAACUGCGCGGGUUUCUGGAGGGCUAUUUUUCCUCUCAGGGAGUAUAUAAUUUUUCCAGUGAGUUUGUGUUGUCACAGAGUUUUCUGCUAAAAUUCAAGAGAAUAUUUAUCAACUUGAUAAGUGCAAGUACUGGAAAGACAUAUUUGCCAAAGUAUUAAUUGAUUAGAAAUCUUCCAUGGGAUAAGAUUUAGACUCCCCAUACUUCUGAACCAAUGGAGAGAAAAUGGGAAGCAAAACUGAAGCGAAUUGAAGAGCGAGCAUCCCGUUACGAGAGGAAACCGUUGUCCUCAGUGUACAGACCCAGAUUGUCCAAGCCUGAAGAACCGCCCUCCGUUUGGAAACUGUUUCCUCGGCAAACGCAAGCUUUUAAUUUUGUUAAAAACUGUAAAGAGGAUGUUCAUGUAUUUGCUUUGGAAUGCAAAGUGGACAGUGGACAACGUAUUUACCUUGUAACAACCUAUGUUCAACUUUGGUUUUAUUAUAAAUCCCGAAGAAAUCUCUUACACUGCUAUGAAGUCAUUCCUGAAAAUGCUGUGUGCAAGCUCUAUUUUGAUUUGGAAUUUAACAAAGUUGCCAAUCCAGAAGCUGAUGGAAAAAUUAUGGUUGCUUUACUCAUUGAGGGAAGUAAUUUUGUGAGAAAAAUUCUGCAGCCUGCUUUUCCAUUAAUUGCCAGUGAAGAUGAUGACAAGAUUCCAGAGACAACAGGCCAUGGAUUUUCCCAUUUUCCUGAAACACCAAUUAAACAAGGAACUUCCUUCAGUAAAAUGUCCACAGAUAAGGAUAUAGGAGAGAGCUGGACCUUGAAUUCAGAGAAGCCGGGGAGGCUGGGAUCAGCUGAGCAAAGCAGUCCCGAUCUUUCAUUUUUAGUUGUGAAGAAUACCACAGGAAAAAAGCAUCUUUUUGUCGAUCUAGGAGUUUAUACAAGAAAUAGAAACUUUCGGCUGUAUAAAUCUUCAAAAAUAGGAAAGAUUGUGGCUUUGGAGGUUGCUGAAGAUAACAAAUUUUCUCUUACACAGUCAAAUAUUUCUAAGGAAAAUCAAUAUUUCCUCUAUUCUUUGGUCAGCAAUGUCAGGAAUCCGAGAUUCUUACCAGUGUCAAGCUUUGCUAAAAGAUACAAGGAAUCAAAAGCACACGUGAAGCAGACCGAGGCCUGGGACAUCUGCCUGACUCCCCAGGUGCUUCCUGCACUGGAUGUUCUUCUGACUCCAGUUGAAAGUUGGGCAGAAGUGAGCAGCCGCCGCACACAGCAGGGAGCAUUGAGGAUUUUGGUUGAUCUGAAAAAUGAAGUUUGGUAUCAGAAAUGUCAUGACCCUGUGUGUAAAGCACAAAACUUCAAAUCUGAUCGUUUUCCAUUACCUGCUGAAGUGUGUCUCCUGUUUCUUCUCAAAGAUGAAGAAGAGUUUACAACAGACGAAACAACGAACAAUGAAACAAAGAAUCCUCAUAAGCUCUCAAAAGGUGUAUUUUCUGACUGGGAUAGUGGCAUUGAUGAUACUUAUUUUCUAGAAGCUACUGAAGAUGCUGAAUUAGCAGAAGCUGCAGCGAACAGUCUGCUCAAUUAUAAUAGUGGAAUGGAUGAAAUUCCUGAUGAACUAAUUAUAGAAGUAUUAUAAGAGUAGCUAAUUAACUAUGGACACUUACAGAACCAAACUGUUAUUUGCCUGAAGACAGAUUUA
Molecule: messenger RNA, 1888 nt
Organism: Hipposideros armiger (great roundleaf bat)
Lineage: Eukaryota; Metazoa; Chordata; Mammalia; Chiroptera; Hipposideridae
Gene: PRIMPOL
Product: primase and DNA directed polymerase
Exons: 12
Coding region: 425-1825 (466 amino acids)
Biological process (GO): error-prone translesion synthesis; replication fork processing; response to UV
Cellular component (GO): nucleus; mitochondrial matrix
Molecular function (GO): chromatin binding; DNA-directed DNA polymerase activity
Source: RefSeq, a predicted model, not a curated record